This is a messenger RNA of Alligator mississippiensis (American alligator), 1847 nucleotides long. RefSeq names its product proline rich and Gla domain 2 (gene PRRG2). Gene Ontology annotation, molecular function: calcium ion binding. The coding region runs from base 603 to 1205 and encodes 200 amino acids. Lineage: Eukaryota; Metazoa; Chordata; Crocodylia; Alligatoridae. The transcript has 7 exons. The record is from RefSeq and is a predicted model, not a curated record. Gene Ontology annotation, cellular component: extracellular region.
GCCAGCGCGGAAGCUAGGCGUCCGGACUCUUGGCUCUCAGCUCCCAGCACUGGGCGGGAACCCGGGGCUCGCAGCCAUGCCCCCCCCCCCCCGCGCUUGCAGAUCCCGCACAGAACCCAGGCUUCCACCCGCGUUUCUUCCUAAUGCCCCUCGUUCCGUGGAGGCUGUUGGGGCCCCGAUGUGGGGUGUCCCCAGGCCGGCAGACGCGGGUGGGGGGGGCCCUGGGUCCCUCUAUACUACCAAUUGGGAGGGGGGGGGGUCGCUGCCCCAGCUCCGUCCCACAACGCCCCCCCCCCAAGGCACGCACUCAUCUGCCCCUCCUCCACCAUGUGACCUUUGGCCCCUCCCCCGCCCUCACCUGCCCGGGAGAGCCCGAGAGUGCGGGCGCUCGGGACGCACCAGCCUCUGGAGGGGGGAGAAGAGAGGGAGCUCCGGAGCGUGCGGGUGUGGACUUACCCCCCACCUUGGGGGGCACCUGGACCGCCCCCCCCCCCGGCCACAGCUGGACCGGGGCCCCCCACAGGUAGACCGGGACGAGCUGGGGCAGGGAAGGACACAGCGCCUCCCAGCGGUUGCCCCCUCUCGGGCAGGUACAUCUGGCCAUGCAGGGGGCCCUGGCUCUUCUCCUGGGUGGCCUCCCGCAACUCUCUGGCCUUGCCAGCUCUCCCCAGCGGCGCCAGCUUCCCACGCAGGGAUCAGAGCAAGUUUUCCUGGAGGCAGGACAGGCACACAGGUUCCUGGGGCGCCGGCUGCACUACAACCACUGGGACUUUGAGCUGGUGACACCAGGAAACCUGGAGCGCGAGUGCCGUGAAGAAGUGUGCAACUACGAGGAGGCCCGAGAGAUCUUUGAGGAUGACGCCCUCACAAAAGCCUUCUGGGAGACCUACCCCUAUAAUGGCAGAGGCGGGAGCUCAGACACGGCCGGUGUGGAUGUGGCUGGCCUGGUGGCUGCACUAGUGGCUGCUGUGGUGCUGACCGUCCUGUUCGCUGUUAUCCUCAUGUACUGGGUCAGGUACCGGAAUAAAGACAGGAGGCAGCGCAGCAUCCUGGUGCCCCUGAACCCUGAGCUGCCCCUGAGCCGCCUUCCAGAGACCCCCAAACCACCAGAUGCUCCUGGGCUGCCAUCCUACCAGGAGGCCCUGGAGGCUUCAGGGGCCUAUGAUGCACCCCCGCCACCCUAUAACAGGGACUCUGUCCGCUGAUCAGACUGACAGCCCCUGCAGCAUGAUGGGGGUGGGGAGAGCAUGUGCGAGAGAUGUAAGUGUGUGUUUAACAUGACCAGCAUGUGUGUGACUGGGGGGCAUGCGAGACAUGAGUGUGUGAGGCAAACAAUGUGUAUGUAACAUGGUGGGGGGUGUGCAAGGGGCAUGGCAAUUGUGCAAGGUGGUAGGGGCAGAGGAUUGGGUGAGAAGGGAGUGUGCAGGUGUAACCUGUUACCAGGCAUGUGUGGAUGAGUGUGCAACGGAGUAAACGUGUCAGUUGGUGGGUGAGGGGGCAGAUAUAAAAGAUGGGGCAUGUGUGUGAGAGGGAAUGGGUAUGUGAUAGAGGUGCGCAUGUGAUAUACCACUGAGGUACAUGUGGCUGUGUGCACAAAGGGUGAAUGUGCAAGGCAGAAUGGCAUGGGUGGGUGUGUGUGCAUGGUGUGAGAGCAUGCACACCUGUCGAGAUGAGUGCAAACGUGUCUGUUCCCAUGUGUCUGUCUCUCUCUCGACCCAGCUCCCCCCCAAGCCCCAAUGGCCUUUACCCAGGGGCUUCCCCGAUUUCCCACCCCACAGCUCCUGGGAGGAGGAGCCACCCCUGCCUGUAAUGGUUAUAUGGAAAUAAAGUGUGAAUAACCUGCCAGA